AUGUCCAAAGUCAACAGAAGGAAAGAAAUCAAAGAGAAGGAGGCCUUCCAGCUCCGGUUCCAGCUUGCCCUCAACGAAUCCAACUCCACAGUCGCCAAUUGGCUACCGUCCCAGAAUGCCUCUCUGAACACAGAAGAAGAGGUUUCAGGGGCUGAUUUUCUUAACUUGCCGAUUCUCUCGAACGGGCUGGGCCUCUAUGAGCUUGAGAAGGACGACGAGGAGCAAAAGACGAUAUCAGAUUUUGUGAAUCCUGAAAAAGACCCCCAAAAGUUGAAGGUUCAGGAGAAUCGCCAGAACACGGCUGGAAGCAAAGCCAUGGCUGCUUUGGUCAACAAAAUGAGAAACGAUAGCCGUGGGCGUGUAAAUAAUAAGGAAAAGAAACCACAGGGACCGCCUCAGAAGGUUCAAAAGAAACGGAGCCAGUUUUUGGGUGAAUUGGACGGGAAGAAGAAACAGGCAAAGGAGACGGCGAAAACGGCUCUGAAGGGGCAGCGCCAGGACGAUGUGGAUUCAGAGGAAGAGGAGGAACGCCGCCAGAGUGCCCAGAGAAGCACGAAAAAAGCGACAAAGGUAUCGAAGCGGCCAUUCUAA
Messenger RNA from Candidozyma haemuli, 591 nucleotides. RefSeq lists its product as uncharacterized. Gene Ontology annotation, biological process: ribosomal small subunit biogenesis. Gene Ontology annotation, cellular component: 90S preribosome. The coding region runs from base 1 to 591 and encodes 196 amino acids. The record is from RefSeq and is a predicted model, not a curated record. Lineage: Eukaryota; Fungi; Ascomycota; Pichiomycetes; Serinales; Metschnikowiaceae. The transcript has a single exon.